UGUAACCUCUCGGAGGGAUCCCACCAAACCAGCGGUACUGUCAGGAGACUGUAACUCAGGCUGGCUGCAGCUGCCAAAGCUCAGGUUCAGAGGUGGUGUUUGCAGUGGUCUCCACCCAAAGGAAAAAAUUCCUGCAAAUCUCCAGCUGCAAUCAUUGUUGCCCUUCCUGCAUACAAGCUCAACAUGGGAUCCAGAUACCAACAUUAUUUCUGAGUAACUCCGGAUGCGUCAGGCACCGGCCGCCUUUCCUGCUCCCCAAGGACUGGGAGAGGGCGGGGCACAGGGACUCCCUGGUCACUGCAGCUUCUCAUUCUCCAUCCUUCCCCUGGAGGAAGAGCAAGUGGCGCUGAGGACGGCAGGCUGGGUUGAGCUGCUCCUGUAAGAGGUGCAAAGGGUUAAUUGGAAUUCUUCAAAAUGUCAGGUGUAGUCCCCACAGCACCUGAGAAACCUGCUGAUGAAAUGGAAAAUCAAAUAAAGUCACCUAAUCCACAGCCUGAUGCCCCUCCUGACUACAAUUCCCAUUUUGUACCAGGACCCCCUGGAGCAGCUGUCCCUCCACCUGUAGGCUACCCAGGAGGCUUCCCUGUGAGAUAUUAUAGUCUACAGCAGCCCAGUACCUUCCCCUACGGCCAGCCAACUGGUGGCACCUACCCUAUCCAAUACCAGCCUGGCAAAUAUCCGGUGUCAUAUCAAUCUGCCCCAAUAACAUGGAUGCCAGGGUCAGCUCCAAUACCUGACUGCCCUCCUGGCCUGGAAUACUUAACCCAGUUGGACAACAUACAUGUUCUUCAGCAUUUUGAGCCUAUGGAAAUGAUGACGAGACUUGAAACUAAUAAUAAAUAUGAUAUUAAAAACAACCUGGACCAGAUGGUUUACGUUGUAAUUGAAGACACGGACGACUUUACCAGGAAUGCUUAUCGGACACUGAGGCCCUUCAUCCUCCGGGUCAUGGACUUCACGGGCCGAGAAAUCAUGACAAUGCAGAGGCCUUUCAGAUGCACCUGCUGUUGCUUCUGUUGUCCCUCCACCAGGCAAGAGCUGGAGGUGCAGUGUCCUCCCGGCGUCACCCUCGGCUUUGUUGUGGACCACUGGAACCUGUGCCGGGCGGUGUACAGUGUCCAGAACGAGAAGAAGGAAACUGUGUUGCGCAUACGUGGGCCGUGCUCCACCUAUGGCUGUGGUUCGGAUUCUGUGUUUGAGGUCACGUCCCUGGAUGGUGUCUCCAACAUCGGCAGUAUUAUUAGGAAGUGGAAUGGCUUGAUAUCAGCCAUGGGCGAUGCUGACCACUUUGACAUUCGCUUCCCAUUAGACCUGGAUGUGAAGAUGAAAGCCAUGAUUUUUGGAGCUUGCUUCCUCAUUGACUUCAUGUAUUUUGAAAGAUCUCCACCACAACGUUCAUCAAGAUAGAUGGACACCGCAAAUCACCAUUGAUGGUUUUAAAAAAAAUUAGAAAGGUUGGAUUGGGCUUACAGUCAACCCUCAAUUAUUUGCAGAUAUAUUUACCUGCUUUUGCAGAUUAUUUUUAUUUGGUGUUAGCUUUGCCAUGUAAGCUGCAAGUGUAAGAACACAAUCUAAUGUGUGUUUCAAUUGAGUAUGUGUCUCAUUGUCUGCUUGGUAGAAUAGGAGUUCAUCCUGAAAAAGCUAUGACUUGUUAACCAAGUAAAUAUAGAUACAAAAU
Molecule: messenger RNA, 1678 nt
Organism: Phyllostomus discolor (pale spear-nosed bat)
Lineage: Eukaryota; Metazoa; Chordata; Mammalia; Chiroptera; Phyllostomidae
Gene: PLSCR4
Product: phospholipid scramblase 4
Exons: 9
Coding region: 415-1407 (330 amino acids)
Biological process (GO): plasma membrane phospholipid scrambling
Cellular component (GO): plasma membrane
Molecular function (GO): phospholipid scramblase activity
Source: RefSeq, a predicted model, not a curated record